UAAGGCCUAGGUGAAAUCCGCUGACAUCAAGCGGAGGAUCCGGCGGGGAGUCUUGAAACACGAGGCCUAACAACAUGGCAAAAUUUCAGGCUCCAGUAAUAAAUGACAACGCAUUGGGAUGGGGCCCGUGCGCCAUACCUGAUCAAUUCAAAGACAUGCCCUACCAGCCUUUCAGCAAAGGAGAUCGUCUGGGCAAGGUUGCAGACUGGACUGGGGCCACAUACCAGGACAAGAGAUAUACCAAUAAAUACUCUUCCCAGUUUGGAGGUGGCAGCCAGUAUGCAUAUUUCCACGAUGAGGAUGAAACCAGCUUCCAACUUGUGGAUACCACAAAGAUGCAGAAGACUGCAUACCAGAGGAACAGGAUGCGAUUUGCACAGAGGAAUCUCCGUCGGGACAAAGACAGGCGCAAUAUGCUUCAGUUUAACAUGCAGACGCUGCCCAAGAGCGCCAAGCAGAAGGAGAGGGAUCGCCUAAGACUUCAGAAGAAAUUCCAGAAACAAUUUGGUGUACGUCAGAAGUGGGAUCAGAGAUCUCAGGCCCAGUUGAAGCCCCGUGAUUCCUCUGUAGAGGUGCGGAGUGACUGGGAAGUAAAGGAGGAGAUGGACUUCCCACGGCUAAUGAAGAUGCGUUAUAUGGAGGUGGCUGAUCCAACAGACAUAGAGUGCUGUGGGGCCGUGGAAUACUAUGACAAAGCAUUUGAUCGAAUUACCACCAGAAACGAAAGACCUUUGAGGAGUAUUAAAAGAAUAUUCCACACAGUGACUACCACUGAUGAUCCUGUUAUUCGCAAGCUGGCCAAAACCCAGGGCAAUGUCUUUGCUACUGAUGCCAUACUUGCCACGCUUAUGUGUUGCACACGUUCAGUCAAUUCCUGGGACAUUGUGGUCCAGAGAGUGGGGUCGAAGAUCUUCUUCGAUAAGAGAGACAAUUCAGACUUUGAUUUGCUCACAGUGAGUGAAACUGCCAAUGAGCCUCCUCAGGAUGAAGUGAACUCCUUAAACUCCCCCCGGAAUCUGGCCAUGGAGGCCACUUACAUCAACCACAAUUUCUCUCAACAGUGUCUACGAAUGGGAAAAGAGAAGCACACAUUUCCCAACCCAAAUCCCUUCAUAGAGGAUGACGUGGACAAAAAUGAAGUGGCAUCUGUUGCAUAUAGGUACCGGCGAUGGAAGCUUGGAGAUGAUAUUGACUUGGUGGUGCGAUGCGAACAUGAUGGAGUGAUGACUGGGGCUAAUGGAGAGGUGUCAUUUAUCAAUAUCAAGACUCUAAAUGAGUGGGAUUCCAAGUAUUGUAAUGGUGUGGACUGGCGACAGAAACUGGACUCCCAGAGAGGGGCAGUGAUUGCCACUGAGCUUAAGAAUAACAGCUACAAACUGGCCCGUUGGACUUGCUGUGCUCUGCUGGCUGGAUCAGAAUACCUGAAACUAGGCUAUGUAUCCCGUUACAAUGUAAAGGAUUCCACUCGCCACGUGGUCCUGGGCACUCAGCAGUUUAAGCCCAACGAGUUUGCCAAUCAGAUUAAUCUGAGCAUGGAAAAUGCAUGGGGCAUCCUUCGCUGUGUGGUGGACAUCUGCAUGAAGCUGGAUGAGGGAAAGUACCUGAUACUGAAGGAUCCAAACAAGCAAGUUAUUCGUAUCUAUAGCCUACCUGAUGGCACUUUCAGCUCCGAUGAGGAGGAAGACGACGAUGAUGAGGAUGAGGAAGUUGAAGAGGAGGAAAGUUGAAAAGCUCUGAUGGCUCCAACGUCUAUUUCCUUCAUACAAUUCCUCAUGGAUCCUCCAUAAUUUCCUGUUAAACGAGAAACUAAUAAAGAUUAUUCAACUCCUA
Messenger RNA from Xenopus laevis (African clawed frog), 1830 nucleotides. RefSeq names its product eukaryotic translation initiation factor 3 subunit D S homeolog (gene eif3d.S). Gene Ontology annotation, cellular component: cytoplasm; eukaryotic 48S preinitiation complex; eukaryotic 43S preinitiation complex. Lineage: Eukaryota; Metazoa; Chordata; Amphibia; Anura; Pipidae. Gene Ontology annotation, molecular function: mRNA cap binding; RNA binding; translation initiation factor activity. Gene Ontology annotation, biological process: cytoplasmic translational initiation; formation of cytoplasmic translation initiation complex; cap-dependent translational initiation. The coding region runs from base 75 to 1727 and encodes 550 amino acids. The transcript is spliced from 16 exons. The record is from RefSeq and is marked provisional.